Molecule: messenger RNA, 727 nt
Organism: Tripterygium wilfordii
Lineage: Eukaryota; Viridiplantae; Streptophyta; Magnoliopsida; Celastrales; Celastraceae
Product: 60S ribosomal protein L23-like
Exons: 4
Coding region: 11-529 (172 amino acids)
Biological process (GO): translation
Cellular component (GO): ribosome; cytosolic large ribosomal subunit
Molecular function (GO): large ribosomal subunit rRNA binding; structural constituent of ribosome
Source: RefSeq, a predicted model, not a curated record
UGGUAUUUCAAUGAUCACAGUGCCCCAACCGAAAACCCUAGUUUUACCGUCUAUAUAUCUCGCAAAAGCCCUAGUUUGUACCUUCGUUUCCCUUCACUUCGCAGAGAUGUCGAAGCGAGGACGUGGAGGAUCUGCUGGUAACAAAUUCAGGAUGUCACUGGGUCUGCCAGUGGCAGCCACAGUGAACUGUGCUGAUAACACCGGUGCAAAGAACCUUUAUAUCAUAUCCGUGAAGGGGAUUAAGGGUCGUCUCAACAGGUUGCCAUCUGCCUGUGUUGGGGAUAUGGUGAUGGCCACUGUCAAGAAGGGGAAGCCUGAUCUCAGGAAGAAGGUCAUGCCUGCUGUCAUUGUCAGGCAACGCAAACCCUGGCGUCGAAAGGAUGGUGUCUUCAUGUACUUCGAAGAUAAUGCUGGUGUUAUUGUGAACCCAAAGGGAGAAAUGAAAGGUUCUGCAAUUACUGGUCCAAUUGGGAAGGAAUGUGCUGAUCUCUGGCCGAGGAUUGCAAGUGCAGCCAAUGCCAUCGUCUAAGAGUGUUUCUUGCAUUAUCGUUAAGCUGUAAAAGCCCUUGUUAGUUGUUUCACUGUUUCUGCCAUAACUGAAUUUUGUAAUGACAUUAAAUGUGGGGGUAAGCAAGACUUGAAUUUUCUGUUGCUUGUUAUCAUAUUUUAGUUUUGAUGACUUUGAUUAUUUUAAAUUUGAACGACUUGGUGAAAUGUUUGUUGGUUA